UACAUUACUUUCCAGCCUCGGCGCACAAGAUAAGGAGGUGAGCGCUCUGCGCGGCAGAGUCGCUCCCGUGUCGUUAGGGGGCGGCGGCAGGAGGCCUCACGGCGGCGGUGAGCCGCGGAGGAGAAGAAGGAGCGCCUGGGAGGGGGACGCUCCCGUGCUCCCAUUCUCCCCCGUCUCGCUCUGCCAAGGAAGGAAGGGCAUGGCCCUGCGAGCAGCCGCGACGAGGCUCGCGUCCUCUAGCCACCGCCGCCGCCACGGCCACCUCCUGCCGGCAGCCACCACUGCCAGCCACGCGACCUUCACUCCCACGCCACCAGCUUCGGAUUCAGGAAGGUGCACCAGGACGAGAAGAGCAAGCUGGUCAGAAACGUGCUCCCCAGGCGCGCGUGCGGAUGCAGGGGCUCGAGCACGAGCACACGUCGUUGUGACCUGCCCGCCUCGCCAAGGAAGGGUCCUCGGACGGAAUCUCCAUCAGGUUGCGUCCUUGGACCAGAAGCUCCCUCAAAUCUCGUCGAAAUUGCAAUUUUCGUCGAAACAUCCAAUGUCGCCGCCGAGCUCGCCGGAGGAACAAGAACGUCCGUCCAACCGUCGAAUGUCGUUGUCGGCGGCUACACCAGAGCAGAGCAAAUGUGAAGAAGUUCAGAGCAGGUGCAUGUUUUUGAGAUUCAGAGGACGUGUAAACUGGGAGGUGGCUUGCCAUACUUUUGCAGUUAAUUUGCCCCAUAGGUGUCUUCCGUAAGAUGCUAUAAGGAUCACAUAACUUCCUUUACCGAAUACAGCGCCGACGGUGGCAAGACACUUUCUAUCUGCAGUUCUCCAACUUUGAGGAUGGUGGCCACCUGUUUCUUAAUUGUAAACUGAUCAAGCAACGAUGGCGAGCACGGCUGCUUGAGGAUAUCAGACUUAGACUGCUCCAGUGUACAUCUGCCAAAGAAAUUAUGUCUAUAAUCCUUGACCUGCCAGAGGAGAGGAAGCUGCUAUCCAUCGCUUUGCUCUGGUGUUGGUGGACAGAACGGAACAGGGGCAAUCAUGGGGAGCGACGGCUGGAAGUUGAAGCUUUUCGAUACACUGUCUGUCACCACGCUGAUGAAUGGAAAGAGUUUUUGAGCGCUAAGCCUACUGAACCGAUCGUGCGGCAGCAUAAGUGGGAGAAGCCUCCAAGCAAUACGGUGAAAAUAAACGCCGAUGUUGCGUUUGCAGGACAAAAGGGGAGUUGGAGGCUGGGGCCUAAUUUGCAGAGGUGACGCUCAAGACAUUCGUUUUUCAGUGGCUGGAGCCCAGCAUGAUCUGCACAAUGCCCUACAAGCUGAAGCUGUUGCUCUUUCCAAGGCAGUGACUCUGGCGGAUAGGUUAGGAGUUGGGCGCGUCAUUUUUGAAACUGACUGUAUGGUCCUUAAGCAAGCAAUGAACUCAAACGACUACGAGUUGGCGCAACUGGGUGUUUUGUUUAGUGA
Triticum urartu is the source of this 1454-nucleotide messenger RNA. The record is from RefSeq and is a predicted model, not a curated record. NCBI's taxonomy places the organism in Eukaryota, Viridiplantae, Streptophyta, Magnoliopsida, Poales, Poaceae.